AUGCUUUCAUCACAGUAAUAAAGAAACAUAUUUAUUCAAGGGAGAGGAUAUGAAGUUGUUGGAGAAAUGGAGCAACAAGGUGCUCAAUCAAUUAAUUAUUAUGCAAAAUGCAGUGGAAAUCCACAAGAACAGGUUAUUAUAAAAUAAUACAAAGAAAUCUAAUACAAUGAAAUAGAAUUGCUUUACAAAAUUCAAAAAGAAUAAAAUGAUGAUAAGUCUAAAAGCACACAUAUAAUUAAAAUACUUGAAAUUCAACCUUCUUCAUAAUAGAAAAAAUAGAUAAAUUUUCUAAUUGUAAUAGAAUAAGGUAAAAAUAAUUUAUAGCACUUGAUUUAUAAUAAUAAAUCUUUUAAUUUAGUUUAGAAAUUUAAAUUAUUUAAAUAAAUGAUUAAAGGAGUUAAGGAAUUACAUGCUUUAGGAUACUGUCAUAGAGAUUUGAAACCAGAGAACUUUGUAUAUUUUGAAAAUUAAAGAAAAAGUUAUACAGUCAAGUUAAUAGAUUUUGGUUUAGCUAAGAAAGACUCUACAAGACUUAAAACAUUGCAGGUGGGGACUUGGACUUAUAUGUCGCCUGAAGUUAUGAUAGGAGAAGGUAAUUAUGAUAAGACUGCUGAUGUUUGGAGUCUUGGAAUCAUACUUUAUUAAAUGCUAACAACAGAAUAUUUACUAAAAGCUAAAAAUCAAAAAGAUUUAAUGUUUUAGAUGCAUGCUUUAACUUAGGUCUAGAUAAAUUUGACAAUAGAUUAAACCAAUUGUAUGGGAUAAUAAGAAAAGGAAAUAAUCAAAUCAAUGUUAUAAAAAGAAAGUUAACAUAGAUGUAAUUUGGAUAUAAUAUUAAACAAAAUAGACGAACUUUUAAAAGAAAUUAAGGAAUAAGAGUAAAAAGAAAUACAAUAAUUUAAAGAUCAAAAAUAAUAAUGUAUUGUUCAGUUAAAAGAUAUCAAAAGUACAAUUAGGAAUAUCAUUUAAUAUCUAACUGAUAAAUAAAAAAUAAUUAAUCAAAUUAAUUUAUAAAAUCAUACAAAAUAAUAAUUGUUAACCUACAUUAAUUAUGAAAUUUAAAAAUAUGAAGAGAUUUUAUUAAAAAAUGAAUAACAAUAAAAAUCGAUAUCAGAAGCAUAGACAAAAGAGAUGCUAAAGGAAUAUAAUAAUAAUGAACUAACUGAAGAAAAUGAAUAAUAUUAAAAAUAUCAAAAGGGGAUAAUUGAAAAAAUAACAGAAGAAUAAAGUUAACUUCAAUAAUAGUUCAAGGAUAAAGAAUAAGAGUAGAAAAUUAGAAUAGAAUUAGAAUACAGAUUUAAACAAGAAUAGAUAUUGAAAAUGGAAUUAGAAUAGAAACUGAAAAUUGAAUAAGAAGAGAAAUUAAAAAUAGAAUUUGAAUAGAAAUUGAAAUUUGAACAAGAAUAAAAAUUGAAAAUGGAAUUAAAAUAGAAACUGAAAAUUUAAUAAGAGGAGAAAUUGAAUAUGGAAUUAGAAUAUCAAUGUUAUUUAAAUAUUGUUAAAUAAUUAUUAAAUUAAUAAUCUCCUUAAAUUGAAUUAAUUUAGGACCAAAUUAACUUUUAUCAGAUAAUAUAAAUGUAAAUUUUAGAAGAAAAAAAGAUUUAAGAUGUUAUUAAAUAUUAUCAUCAAAUAAAAUAAGAUAUCUAAACAGUGGAAUUUUAGGAGAAUAUAAUUUAGUCAUAUGAAUCUUUGCAAUAAUAAAUCGCUACUUAUUAAUCAUGUAAUAGCAGGCUUGAAGAAAUUUAACAAGAUUAAAUUAGAUUCAAAGCUUAAAUUGAAGAAGCAAUUAAAUGUAUUUAGUAAAUAGAUAGACAGUAUUUGGAUAACCAUCAGUAAGAAAUAGAGGAAUUAUACAAUGAAUUAAUUGAUUAUUAGGAAAAAUAUCAAUAUUUAUCUAAAAAUUAAAAAUAUUCAAAUUAAAUAACUUAAAUAAUUAAUCAGAUAGGACAAGCUUUUAGUGACUUAGAUAAACUAAAGUAAUUAAUAUUUAAAAAAACAUUGCCAGCAUAUUAAGAGUACUCUCAAAUAAAUGAAUAAAUCUAAAAAUCCUUAGCGUGCAUUGAAAAAUAAUAUAGUUAAUUACAUUAACAAAUUUACAAUGAUGAACUUAUUGAGUUAAAAAAUCAAGAAAGAAUUAAAAAAUUAGAAAUCGCAAAAGAUUAAUUAGGUAAAUUUAAUUUAAAAAUGACUUAAUUAAAAGAUCAAGCAAAAAAUCUCAUCAAAAAUGAAUAUUGUAAUAACGAAAGAACUUAGGAUUUUAUAAAUAUAAGAUUGACAAAGAUUGAUUAAAAUAUAAUGUAAUAAUAAGAGCAAUUUGUUAAGUUUACUCAUUUGAAUUUAUUAGAUUUUUGUGAAAAUAUUAAUGGCUAAAUGAAAUAAUUGGAAGAAUUUUAGGGAUAAUUAAAGGAAGUAGAAUUAGAUGAAUAAGAAAAUAUAAACCAGUUAGAGUUAAUAAUUAUAAAUGCAGGAAAAGAAAGCAGAGAAAAAGAAAUUCUUACUCUAAAUAAUUAAUUAUAAACUAGGUAUAGAGAAUAUACAAAGGCUCUGUAAUCAAUCAAAUUGUAAUCUCAGGAAGUUGAAUGUUAUAAAAAAAUGAAUCAAACAAAAGAAAAUCUCCAAAAAGAAUUGGAGUAAGAAAUAAGCAUUUUGAAUUAGUAUUCAUAGAUUUAUUAAGAAAAUAUGCAACUAUUGUCAAAUGAAAGGUUUAACACAUAGCAAAAAGAAAUAAAAUCAGACAAUAUAAAAAGAUAGAAGUCUAUCCAAAAUAUUCAAAAUAUGCUCAAUAAUUUUUAAUAAACUAGCCAAUAAAAAGGAUAGAAGUUAGAUUAUAUAAUUAAAAAUGUAUCCCAAAAAUAAUAAGAAUUAAAUUUUUGCUUAAUUGAUGAUAAUCUAAUUAAGAAUUAUGAAUAGCUAAAAAUGAAUGAAGAGCAAUUAUCAAUAGAAUUAACUUCAAUAAACUAAAAGAUAUUUAAUUAAUAAUAAAACUCUUAAUAAUUGUAUGAAUUAAAAGAACAUAUUCUAAAGGUCUUUGCUGAUAUUGAUGAAUCAAUGAAGAAAAUUCCAGAAGAGGAAGAAAUAGAAAAGUUCAACAAUGCUUUAAUUUAAAAUUUGGAAUCAUUUGAGAAAGUGUAUGCUUUAAUUAAUUUUAUAAAAUAAUAUCACUUAACACGAUAUUAUGAAAGAAUUAAAGUUAAUGCAAAUUAAUAAAAGGCAUAUUAAUAGAAUGAAGAAUAUUAUAAAGAACUUUAAUCUAAAUUAAACUUGGAUUAAGAAGAACACACAAAAAAAGAGAAAGCUGCUUAAGAUAUAUUAUUAAGAUAUGAAAAUGUGUUAUUUAAAAACUACAAAAGUAUGACGAUUCAGGCAAUGGAGAAAGAUAAAAAAUAAAUAGAAAAACAGAUUGUAGAACUAGAAAAUUAAAUUAAACAAAAAAGCCUAGUGAAAUUAAGAUCUAAAUUGAAAGAUUAAAACAAAAUUAAAGAGAUCAUUAAUAUUAGAUAAUAUUAUAAAAUAGCUGAGUUUACAUAAAUGCUUAUAUAUAAAAUUAUAAUGAGUUCAAAUAAUGAGAAUGCACAAUAAUAGCAAUCCAAAAAAUAUUGA
Molecule: messenger RNA, 3600 nt
Organism: Paramecium tetraurelia
Lineage: Eukaryota; Ciliophora; Oligohymenophorea; Peniculida; Parameciidae
Exons: 3
Biological process (GO): protein phosphorylation; mitotic DNA damage checkpoint signaling
Cellular component (GO): nucleus; cytoplasm
Molecular function (GO): protein serine/threonine kinase activity; ATP binding
Source: RefSeq, a predicted model, not a curated record